AUGUUACUUCUUUUUACUAUUACCAUAAUUUUGCUUGUGUCAAGUACAAGAAAUCAGAUAAUCUUGUAAGGAAAAUCACAUUUAAUAUAGAUAACAAAUAGAAAUGGGAUGUAAAACAUCUAAAAAUGGAGUUUGUUAGGAAUUAUGCCCAUUAGGAUAAUUUGAUUGUGAGAACUAUUAAAUAAAAUGUGAAUAUGGGUACUUCCUACAAUUCGAAAAUACAUGUGUGCUAUGGUAAGAUGGGAUAUGUAUGUAGUCCUUAUUAAAAGGUGAUCGAUAGCUUUACAUUAUAUUGUAUGGAUUGUGUUGAGCAUCCAUAUACUUGGUGGAGUAAUAGAACUUGUUCAUAUGAAUACUCAAUUGAAAGUGGAGAUUACAUGAAAGGAACUUUUGUUCGUAGAGUGAAAGAAUAUAGCGAAUUAUAUUUUAUAGGUCCUUCAACUUCAAACGGAGUGAAUAAGGAUUCAAUAAUAAGAAAUGUAAAUGUAUUAGAGAAUAGUAUAGGUUUAAUAUUUAUACCAAACUUAUAUUUGUUCAGGUUGUAAAAGAUUUUGCAUUCCUGGGACAAGUAUAAAUUGUAAUAGUAUAAGUUCACCAUAUGCUGAAGAUAAUGGUAUAAUUGGGAUUGAAUGUUUAUAAACAUAUGAAUAUAAAAAUCAAUUGUGUAUUAGUUGUCCACCAGAUUGUUUAAGAUGUUCAAAUGGUUAAUGUUCCUAAUGUAAUGAUGGAUAUAUGAUUAAGAAUGGUUUAUGCUAAAAAUGUUAGGAUAGUUGUUUAAAUUGUUUUGUGUUGUAAUUGUAGACAAUAUGUACUAAAUGUAAAGAGGGAUUGGUAGCAUCUUUGGAUUAAUAAAAAUGUGAGGAAUGUGGUAAUGAAUGUAAAAGAUGUGAAUAUGUAACGUAUUUUUCUGAUGUUCAAUAUCAAUAUCCAUCAAGAAUUAUGAUAAAAAUAGAAGAUAAGAGCAAAUAAAAUUAAUACAUUAAAAGAUGUAGAUAAUGUUCUACUAAUAGUUUUGUAAGUCAUAAUGGAAUAGACUGUGUUACAUGUCAAAUUCCAAAAUGUGAUUUAUGUUAUUAUAAUAUUAGGGGUGAUGUAACAACUAUGGAUUAUGAUUUUGAACCUAGUAAAAAUAAUGAUGUUGUAUCUAAUUUAUAUUGUUUUAAAUGCAUCAGUGGUUAUACUGUUAGUGCAGAUAAAUAGAAUUGUGUACCUUCAAUUCCAAGUCCAGAUAGAUGUGAUAGGAAAUACAUGGAUGGACCAGCAAAAUGCAGACAAUGCUUAUAAAAUGUUAUACUUGAUUAAUUCAGUAAAACUUGUUCUAAUUCAUGUACUUCUUAUAUCGCUUAUUGCAAAAAUUGUUUUUCUUAUAAGAGUUUAGAUUAAUCAUAAUAUACAGAUGGAUCUGGCUAAAUAUUCACUAAAGCUGCUCAAACACUUUAUUAAUGUAUAUAAUGUAGCAAUGGAUAUUAUCCAAAUAUAUUUACUGGGUUUUGUGAUGCUUGUCCUAAUAAUUGUUACUAAUGUUGGCAAUAUUCUUAGACAUAUAAUUUCACAGAUUAUUUAUUAAAAAUGCAACCAAUUAGUAAUUCAUUAAAAGAGACUUUCUUAAAUGAUAUUCCUAUUAAUAUUUAAUGUACAUAAUGCAACUUUGGAUAUCAAUUAUAUGGUAAUGAAUGUUUAGGUUGCAGUAGUAAUUGUUAAGUAGAGAAUCAAAUUGUGAGUGAUGAUUCUAUUAAUAGUUGUGUCUUUAAAUCAACUUAUGCUUUCUGUGGAGAAUGCUAUGAUACAUUUAAUGAUAGAUCUUUAGUUAAAGAUAAAUCUGAAUGCAUUGAAUGUCCCUUAAAUUGUUUAGCCUGUAGAGAAAGAGAAUCUUAUGAAAUCACUAACUUAUAUUUCAAUCCAGAUAAUUCCAACUUGCUACAAUAUGGUAGAUUAUGUUAUAAAAUUUAAACUAUGACUAUGUCUAAUCUUUAAAGCAUUUCAUAUAAUUCCUAUUUGAAUCUCCCUAUUUUAUGUCUCUAUUCCUAAGUAGCUUCAACAAAUACUAAAAGAUGUAGACAUACUGCUCAAAUUACACUUCAUGUUUAUUGUGAUGACGAUUAAUAUAAUUCUAUUUAUUCUACUUUGACUGAUAAUCAAAAAUUGUAUCAUUAUAGUUUAAAUGAUUACUAUUAUAUUGAUGUAACUGAUAUUGCUCUUAUUGAAUUUUCAGAUUUAGAAACUUUUCAAUUAUAUUAAACCAUGAAUUAAGGACCCCUAGAAGAAUUGACACUCAACAUAUUAUUUACUAAUUCUAAUGAUUACAAAUGUACUUUUAAAAAAUCCACAUCUUUGAUAACUUAAUUCCAUAAAAAUGUUUAUGCUCUCACCAAAUUUUAAGUAAUCAUCUAAAGUGCACAUGAUUUGCCAAUUACAUUUGAACUUACUGACAAUUUCUAUUUAUAGGAUUUCCCUUUUAUUAUGAUCAAAAAUAUUAAUAUUUAUUCUAAUCUAUAGAAUAAUUUUGGAUUGAUUAUUACUAAUACCAUUUCUUCAACCUAUCUAUAAAUAGAAUUUUGUAAACUUGGAUAUUUGUCAAAUAAAUAGUAUAAUUCAUAAAUAUUUACUCUUAAUUUAGAAAACUUAAAUUAUUUAGAAUUAAAGGAUGUUUACAUCUAAAAUUUAUUAUAUAAUGAUUAAAUUAAUAUAAAUUAGGAGAAAAUUAACAACUACAAGUUUGAGUUCACAAAUCUAUAUUUUUAGAACAAUUAAUUUAUAAAUAAUACAAUAUUUCCACUUACACCUUAUAGCACAAUAAAUAUUGAGAAUUUAGUCAUUUCAGAUUGUAUAUUCAAUAGUUCCUCUUUGUUUAUAAAUCAACAAGAGUAUUAAAUAUUUGUUUCUACCUUUUUUAUUAAUUAAUUAAAGAUCAAAUAGACUCAUUUUUAUCAAUAAUCAAGUAUAAUAAAAUCGAGUUAUUUUUAUUAAUUAUCUAUCAAUUAAUUAGAUAUAAUUGGAAAUAGAUUUAAUGAUAGUGAGUUAUUUAUAAGUAAUACCUACUAGAUUAAAAAUGUAUUUAUUUAUAUGAAUGUUUUUACUAACGAUUCUUUAAUUUUUACAACUGCAGAUUAAGUUCCAGAUUCAUCAUCAUUUUAUGAUUAGAUAAAAAAUAGUCCAUAUGAAAUAUAAAAUGUAAAAUUUGUGGAAAAUACUUGCUACAAUAUUAAUUGUUUUAUGUUAUUAUAAACUCCAUAUAAUAAAAAGGAAAUACAUAGUAAUUUAAUAAUAAAGAAUUUGAAGAUAUAUAAUAAUUAUGUAGAAUUAUCAUUAGUCUAAAGAUAAUCAGUAUCUUCUGCUAUUAUUAGAGCAACAGAAAUGAGUAGAGUGAUUUUAAUUAAUAUUGUAAUUGACACUUAAUUAUCAAUAUCAGUGCUAUCCUUUUAAGAGAUAGCUUCUUUAGAAGUGACAAAAUUUUUAUGUGAUUUCUCAAAUAAUAUAAUUGGCAAGAAAGACACUAGUCCUCGUACAAAGAUUGAAAAUAAUACAAUUAUACAAUACCCAUUUAAUAAUAAACUUCCAAGCAAUACUAGUUGUUCUUAUUAAAAAGAAUCUUUUGGUGGUUAUAAUGGAUAUUGUUUGGAUGUUUAAGAUUUUUUGUAUGGAGUAAAGAUCAGCGAUGCUUCACUUAAAGGACUUCUAGGAAUUGAUAAUGGAUUCAUUUAUAUUUAAUCUUAUGAAUCAUUAAUGAAGUAAACUAGUAAUUUCAUCAGUUCAAAUGUAAUUAACAAUCCAGAGAACUUUUAUUCAGGUUAUAAAAAUGAGGUGAUUAUUUUAAAAAAUAUCAACAUAUUUAAUACAUCGAUUGCAAUAUCAGAUCCAGUUACUAAUAUUGGAAGUAUCAUUAUUGAAUCUGAUUAAAUUUAAACUAUUCUUAUUGAUACUGUUUAAUUGAUAGGUAAUCAUCUACAUUAAUUGGUUGAAUCAAUUACUUUAGAAAUAUCAACAUGUUUUACAAUUCUUAGUCCUAAUAGUUUUGUAUAUAUUAAAAAUUUAGUUGCUUAAAAUAAUAGAGCUUCAUAAUCAUAAUAUGGUAUCAAUAUUAUCAAAUGUUAAUCCUUAAAAUUAAUUUAAUGCUUGUUCAAUUAUACAAAUAUUAUGGAAUCUAAUUGGCUAGAUAGAUUAGAGGAAUAUCAAGUUGAUAAUUAUUCUCAAUUCUUAGGACAAUUUAAUAUAGAAUCUGAAGGUUCAAAUUUAUAUAUUCAAUGUAAAAAAUUAGAAAUAGACUAAAUUAAAUUUUUGAAUUCCAAAUCUUUAAUGGGAACAGCAAUUUAUUUUUUAGGUUAAGAUCUAGUAUCCAUUGUUAUUAAUAAUACUGAAUUUACAAAUCUUACUACAUCAUUGGAAUAUAUAGAUUAAGCAAAUGGUGGAGCAUUGUAUCUUAACUUACAGAAGUCCAAUUAUGAUAUUAGUUUGAACAAUGUUACUAUGAAUCACAGUUAAGCUAGAGUAGCUGGAGGAUGUAUUUAUGUUUAAACAUCUAUGUAUGAAUAGUAAAUAUCCAUCAAUGGUAGUCAAUUUAUAGAAUGUUCAUCAUUAUAGAGUUCUUUCAUAGAUAUUUAAUUUUCUUUGUCAUCGUUGGUUUUGCCUACUUUGAGUAUUAGAAAUACAAAUAUAAUAAAUAAUAAUUUUGAAGGAUUUUUAAAAUAAUUAGUGGAUAUCAGUUUUGAAGAAGAGCUAUAAAUUGUUUCUGGAGUAAGUUUGAUUAGAUAGAAUUAUGGUAUUUUGGAAAUAUAAUCAAGUUAAUUUAUCAAUAUAUAGAUUCAAGGUUUGAUGGAACUUACUAAUAUGUUUUUAGUUAUUUUGUAAGAUUUGAUAAUAAAAGAUAUUACAAUAUUUACUUAAUCUUUAAUAGAUAUUACCCAUUACACAAAAUAAUCAUCAGUAGAAUUGUAGAAUAUAUUAAUUAACAAUAUAACUGAAUAAAUAGUAUUGACAUAAGAAUAAUUUCUCUUUAAAUUUAAUAGCUAAUGUCAAUCGAUAUCUUCAAUUUUUGAACUACCAAAAAUUUAAACUUGUGUAGAGUAAGAAGAGUUAAGAUAGUUUUACUAGGAUAUAUAUGAUUAUAGAUAAAUAUCUUAAACUAAAUUAGAUAAUAGUUCAUUGUAUGAAUAUUAUGAUUCAUUAUCAGAUUCAGAUAAGUAUUAAUUGGAUGAAAUAAAAUUAAAUACAGUUCGAGAGAUUAAAUCAUUUUAUUCUUCAAGUAAUAUAAUUUUGUUGGAAAAUGUAAUAAAAUAAAAGGACUUUAGUUUAUGUUAUUUGACAAAUUUGGAAUAGACAUAUUAAAUUGUUAAUAAUCCAAACUUUAUAAAAUUAAGUAAAGUAAAAUCAACAAAUGUUAUUAAUAUGAUAUCUGUGACUAUAAAAAAUACUUAUUGUAGUAGAUGUAAGGAAGGUCUGAUUUUAAUAAAUAACUAUGAUAGUAAUGCAUAUAAUUCGACGAACAUCAUUGGAUUGAAUUGUUAAAAUAAUGUAAUAGGUUAUUUUGGUUGUUUGGUUAUAACCACUCUAUCGAUUCCUUAAUUCAAUAUCACCUAUAAUAAUAGAAUUUUGUAGAGUUCAAAUUCAACUUUACAAUACAACAUUAGAUUAUAACAGAGUCUAUUUUAGAGUAACACUGCUGAGAUAGGUGCUGGUCUAACAAUAAUUGGAUUGAGUAUAUAAAUAACGGAUAGUUAAUUUAUGGAUAAUAGAGCAACAUUGAUAGGUGGAGGGAUUGCAUUUGUAUACAAUUCAGAUAUUUAGAAUAUAUUAGAUUAAUAUAAUAACAAUUAUAUUAAUAAUGAUGCUUAAUUAGGUAGUGCAGUAUAUAUGAUGAAUAAUAAUCUAAAUAAUUUGGAUAAAUCAUAAAUCUACAUUCACCAUAAUAGCAAUACUUAAAUAGAGUAGAUACCAGAAAAGUUAAGUUUAAUGAUGUAAAAAGGAAUUUUGAUGAGGAUAUCAACAUUCUAAGAUAUUGAUGGAGACUUAAAUAAUGAUAAUGUUAUUGAUAAUUAAAAUCUGUAAAUUAUUGAUGUAGUAAAUAUUUAAUCAUCAAAAAUACCAAACUUAGAAAGUAAUUAUUUAUUACUUCCAUCUGGAUAAUAAAUGUCAUAAUAUAAAUAUUAUUAUGAAGAAACAUAAGAAUAAAUACCUUACAAUUGGAUUUUCAGGAUUUUCAAUUUAGAUAAGGAUUAAAAUAUCAUUAAAUCAAUAUCAUCUACUGAAACUUGUACAGUCUCAGGUCGAUUAAUGGAUGAAUUAAAUUUAGAUUACACUAAAUAGUUUUUAAUGAAUUUCACAUCUUAAUCAGUGUUUUAAUUUGAUUCAUCCAGUAACUCUUUUAAUUUUGAUAACUUAUAAAUAUAUUUUGAUCCAUACUUGUAAGAGAAUCUAUACUUACAACUAAAAUGUAAAUUAUUGAUAUUAAUUUAUUAGUUUAAUGCACUUCCAUUAAGAUUCCAAUCUAUAAUUAAAAUGCUCCAUAUAAUGUACUUAAUUAUAAUAAAAAUUAUGCUCUAUAUUUGAAUGUGAGAACAAUUCCUUGUUAAAUAGGAGAAGCAUAUGUAGAUUAGAAAUGUAUCUCAUGUAGUUAAACAAAUUCUUAUUCUGUUGUAGAGAAGAGUGUAUAAUGUAAAGGCAUGAAUUCGAUAUAAAUGGAGGAGAUUACUGCAGUAAGAAUUAAAUUGAGAGAAUAAUAUUGGAGACCUUUUGCUAAAAAUGAUAAUAUUGAAGAAUGUUAUAAUCUACCAACGAAUUGUUUAGGUGGUUGGGUUCCAGGAGAUAUUUCCUGUUAUGAUGGUCAUAUUGGUGCUUUAUGUGAAUAAUGUGAUAUCUAUGGAAUUAGAGGACCUUAAUAUUCUGUUAGUAAAAAAUAUACUUGUGGAGCUUGUUCAGACACUAUUGAAUCAAAUAUUCUUAUAAUUAUUGGUAUUUCCAUUUUCACUCUUCUCACCAUGAUUAUGUCGGUGAAAGGCAAUUAUUAAUUCAUAGAGAAUCUAGUUCAUUAAUAGGUUCUUUAAUCUAUUGGAGCUAGAAUUAACAUUUAAUCAAGUAUAUUUUCUAUUUAAUUAUUAGAUAAUGCAUCCAUCAUUAUGAAACAAUUAAAUAAUUAUUUAUAAAUCAUUGCUUCCUUAACUACAUUUAGAAUAUCUAUACCUACUGCUUUUGUUUCUUCUAUGGAAGUCUUAGGAAAUCCUACAUAAUCUAUGGCAUAUUCCUUAGAUUGUUUCUUAGUUACUUUAGCUACUAUUGAUUUAUUGUAUUUCAGAAUGGCUUGGGCUCUGUUAAUGCCGCUUUUUUAUAUGAUCAUUUUCUUUUUUGGAUAUUUUACAGGAGUGCUUAUGAGAAUUGCUCCCUUUAAAAUUGGAAUCAUUUAUACUACCUUCAUUUAUAUGUUCAUAUAUUUAUAACCUACAUUAGUUGGAGGAUUCAUAUCAUUAUUAAGUUCAAGAACUGUUAGUGGAAUUGAAUGGGUCUAAAGCAAUGUUAGUUAUCAAUAUUAUACUGAUAUGCAUUAAUAUUUUAUCUAUAUAUUUAUUGGACCCAAUCUUUUACUGUGGAGUAUCAUAUUACCAUUAACAUUUAUGUAUCUUAUUAGAAGAAAUAAACAUUAAUUAGAAACUAUGGAAAUUAGAAAACGAUGGGGAUUCUUCUAUCAUGAAUACACUAAUUAAGCAUAUCUUUGGGAAUUUGUUAAAAUCUUUGAAAAAGAACUUGUAAUUAUUUCUCUAACAUACUAUGAAAACAAAAUUGUUAUUAAAGGAUUAAUUAUAUUUCUUCUUGUUUUCAUUUAUGGAGCCUUCUCAUUUGCAUUUAUUCCUUAUAAACAAAAAAAACUUAAUUUCAUAGACUAAAUGUCAACUGCAGUUUGCUCAUGCUCUUUAUGUUUAGGAGUUCUAAUUUAUGCUAGUUAAAAUGAGAAUUUAGAUUAUUUACAAUAUAUCAUGUUCUUAAUCAUUAUUAUUAUUAAUACUCUUCUAAUUAUUUUAAUUCUUUAUCAUCUACUUGAAGGAUACAUUAAUUAAUUUGAUGAUAAAUUAGAUGUUGUAAGAACUAAAUUUAAACUCAAAUUUCCUAAUAUUGAAUUCUAAUACCCCUGCCUUAAAAAACUUUUAAUUAAUAAAAAGGAAAUGAAAGAAAAAGUUAUUAAUUAUUGGGCCAUUCUUAGAUAUGAAACUAGAGAAGGUAUUAAAAGAAAACGAAAAGAUAAAAAUGCACCAUUGUUAAUAUACAGAAGAAAAAAAUCCACUUCAGGUUCUUAAGAUAUAUCGGAGAAAGAUUUAGAUAUGAAAUAAAGCAACUCUAUGGAUUAACAUAGAGAUGUGAAUAGUCCAGAUAGAGAUGGGAAAGAUGAUAUCAAAUUACUCAAAAGACCAAGUUCUCAUUAUUAAGGAUUGGUUGUUCAAUAAUAAAAUUCUUUGGAAUCAUCCCAAGAGAAUUUGAGUAAAGUAUUUCCUGAAGUUAUUUCUGAAAUCCCUUCGUCUCGCAAAGAAGAAAAAAAAUAACAAAAAAUAAUCUUAAAGAAGCCAUUAUGA
This is a messenger RNA of Paramecium sonneborni, 8552 nucleotides long. NCBI's taxonomy places the organism in Eukaryota, Ciliophora, Oligohymenophorea, Peniculida, Parameciidae. The record is from the annotation of a GenBank genome assembly.